Plasmodium reichenowi is the source of this 1302-nucleotide messenger RNA. Its product is annotated as ATP-dependent RNA helicase DDX6, putative. The transcript has 2 exons. Gene Ontology annotation, cellular component: P-body; cytoplasmic stress granule. Gene Ontology annotation, molecular function: RNA helicase activity; ATP binding; mRNA binding. The record is from RefSeq and is a predicted model, not a curated record. The coding region runs from base 1 to 1302 and encodes 433 amino acids. Lineage: Eukaryota; Apicomplexa; Aconoidasida; Haemosporida; Plasmodiidae. Gene Ontology annotation, biological process: cytoplasmic stress granule assembly; P-body assembly.
AUGAGUUAUAAAACCAAUUGUACGAACUCUAAUGCUAAUACAAAUACUUUGAAUAGUUCUUCAAAUUAUAACAAAAUAGAUGAUAAUUUAAUAUUAGAUGAAGAAUGGAAAAAGAAAAUUCUGGAACCUUUAAAAGAUCUAAGAUAUAAGACAGAAGAUGUAACGAAAACGAAAGGAAAUGAAUUUGAAGAUUAUUUUUUGAAGAGAGAAUUAUUAAUGGGUAUCUUUGAAAAAGGAUAUGAGAAACCAUCACCUAUACAAGAGGAAAGUAUACCUGUAGCUUUGGCUGGAAAAAAUAUUUUAGCAAGGGCAAAAAAUGGUACAGGGAAAACAGCAGCUUUUGCUAUACCCUUACUAGAGAAAUGUAAUACCCACAAAAAUUUUAUUCAAGGACUCAUUUUGGUACCCACGCGAGAACUUGCCCUACAGACCUCUGCUAUGAUUAAGGAAUUAGGAAAACACAUGAAAGUACAGUGUAUGGUAACAACCGGUGGUACGUCACUAAGAGAAGAUAUAAUGAGGUUGUAUAAUGUAGUUCAUAUUUUAUGUGGUACUCCAGGAAGAAUAUUAGACUUAGCAAAUAAGGAUGUAGCAAAUUUAUCAGGUUGUCAUAUUAUGGUUAUGGAUGAGGCAGAUAAAUUAUUAUCACCUGAAUUUCAACCUAUAGUAGAAGAACUAAUGAAAUUUUUACCAAAAGAAAAACAGAUACUUAUGUAUUCUGCUACCUUUCCUGUGACUGUAAAAGAAUUUCGAGCUAUUUAUUUAUCGGAUGCACAUGAAAUAAAUCUUAUGGAUGAAUUAACGUUAAAAGGAAUAACACAAUAUUAUGCUUUUGUUAAAGAAAGACAAAAAGUACAUUGUUUAAAUACAUUAUUUGCUAAACUUCAAAUUAAUCAAGCUAUCAUCUUCUGUAAUAGUAUUACUAGGGUAGAACUACUAGCCAAAAAAAUUACCGAACUUGGAUAUAGCUCUUUUUACAUUCAUGCAAGAAUGUCACAAACACAUCGUAAUCGUGUUUUUCAUGAUUUUAGAAAUGGAGCAUGUAGGUGUUUAGUUUCCUCAGAUCUAUUCACAAGAGGUAUUGACAUACAAUCAGUCAAUGUUGUUAUCAAUUUUGAUUUCCCAAAGAAUUCUGAAACUUAUUUACAUAGAAUAGGAAGAUCAGGAAGAUACGGACAUCUAGGAUUAGCUAUUAAUCUUAUAACUUUUGAAGAUCGUUUUAAUUUAUAUAAAAUAGAAGUAGAACUAGGAACGGAAAUACAACCAAUACCAAACGAAAUUGACCCAUCCUUAUAUACCUAA